Macadamia integrifolia is the source of this 3258-nucleotide messenger RNA. Its product is annotated as receptor-like protein 15. The record is from RefSeq and is a predicted model, not a curated record. The transcript is spliced from 7 exons. Gene Ontology annotation, molecular function: protein binding. Lineage: Eukaryota; Viridiplantae; Streptophyta; Magnoliopsida; Proteales; Proteaceae. Bases 1 to 3258 code for a protein of 1085 amino acids.
AUGAAGUUGCCUUUGGUGAAGUGUCUAUGGGUUCCAUUAGUUUUACUACUACUCCGAUUUCAAUACUGGUGCUGUUGUUUGGGGUGUUUAGAAGAGGAGAGAAUUGCUCUCUUGGAAUUCAAGGCUUCUUGCAAUUGGAAUACCUAUUUCAAUGGUGAUCACUUACCAUCCUGGGUUAGUGAUGAGAGAGGGAGUAGUAGUAGUAGUGACUGUUGUUCUUGGGAGAGAGUCCAGUGUAAUGCUACUACAGGACGAAUCAUACAACUCUCCCUUUCUGAUUUAGGUGGAGUUCUUGAAGAAUUUGAUUCUAUGAACAUUGAUGAUGAAUUCGAUUAUCGCAGUAUAUUUCUAAGGAAGAGUGGUUGUUAUCUAAAUGUCACCUUAUUCUCGACCUUCAAAGAACUGCACCACCUCAACUUAUCUAAUAAUGAAUUUAAUGGUUGGACCAAUAAUGAAGGAUUUGAAAGUUUAGUUGGGCUGAGAAAGCUAGAGGUCCUGGACUUGACAUAUAAUAACUUCAACGAUAGUAUCUUCCCAUCCUUGGGUGAACUCAAGUCUCUCAGGACUUUGUCCCUUGGAGAAAAUCAGAUGCCAGGAUCAAUUCAUUUGGAAGAAAUUAUAUCUACCAUGCACAAACUGGAGUCAUUGGAUCUAAGUGGCAAUUUUCUUGAGGACUCUUCACAAACAAAACAAGGCUCCACAAGUUUGAUUGAAAUGGCAAAGCUGAAGGCUUUAUACCUAUAUGGAAACAAUUUUAAAAACAGUAUCCUUUCAUUUAUGGGUACCCUGACAUCCCUUAGGACCCUGUCCCUCGGUGCCAACAAUUUGGAAGGAUCGCUCCAUAUGGAAGAAUUGACUAAUCUGCAAAACUUGCAAUCGUUGGAUUUGAGUGGAAAUAACAUAAAUUGCUCGUCCCAAUCAAUUCAAGAAUUAGCUAAUCUGCAUGACUUGCAGUCGUUGGAUUUGAGUGGAAAUAACUUCAAUUGCUCCUCCCAAGGAAUCCAAGCUUUGUGUAGAAUGAAGAAGCUUCAAGAGUUGCACCUCAGUGGAAACAAUUUUGAAGGGAUCCUUCCUCCAUGUCUCCAAAAUCUGACAUCCCUUAGAAUAUUAGAUUUGUCCCAUAACCAGUUCAGAGGAAACAUCCCAUCAUCUCUCAUAGCCGGCCUCUCAUCUCUUUCACACAUUUUCUUGGGCCACAAUGACUUUGAGGGCACAUUCACAUUCAAAUCCUUUGCUAACAUUCCAAAACUUGAGGUGAUUGACUUUAACAGUGCUGGAAACAAGUUAGAGAUAGAAACUGAACAGCCUUCAUGGAUUCCUCUUUUCCAAUUGAAGGUACUGUUGUUGUCAAAUUCCAAUCUCAACAAGCAAACCAAUGCUAUUCCCAGAUUUCUCUCUAGCCAGUACAACUUGAUAAAAGUUGAUCUUUCCCAUUGCAAUUUAAGUGGUCUGCUCCCACCUUGGUUACUUGAGAACAAUAAAAUGUUGAGAUUUUUAACCUUGAGAAACAACUCACUGAGGGGCCAUUUUCAGUUACCAUCCUAUGUCCACAGUGCUGCAAGAAUCAUAGAUAUUUCCCAUAAUUGCAUUGAUGGAUUGCUUCAAGAGGACACUGGUAACAUUUUUCCUAAUGGGAAAUAUUUGAAUUUAUCGGUGAAUAAUUUUGAGGGUGUGAUUCCUUCAUCAAUUGGUUCUAUGAGCUAUUUGUCUUUUUUAGAUUUGUCUAACAAUAAUUUUUUAGGAGAAAUUCCGAAUCACAUGGCCAUAGGUUGCAGCAAUUUAUUCUUCUUAGGACUUUCGAAUAAUAAAUUGCAUGGCCAAGUUUUUCCUCCGCAUUUUAAUUUUACAAAAUUAUUCAUUUUACAUUUGGAUAACAACUCAUUCUCUGGAAAUAUCUUGAGUGGACUAUCCAAGUGCAACCUAGGGAUAUUAGAUAUUAGUAACAACCAGCUAACAGGUAGAAUUCCUAGUUGGAUAGGUAAUCUUACAUCUUUAAUGGUGCUUAACAUGGGGGGUAACACUUUAGAAGGAAACAUUCCAAUUGAAUUUCAAGUACUUGAGCAGUUGGAAUUUCUUGACCUUUCUCAAAACCAUCUUUCUGGACCCAUAGCAUCAUUGUCGAAUUUAACAAGUUUAGAACGUCUCCAUCUGCAAGGAAAUGGAUUCAUAGGAUCACUAUCAACUGCUCUUGUCAAUAACUCAAUUUUGAAGAUAUUGGACAUAGGAAGAAACAACUUAUGUGGUGGUAUUCCUGAUUGGAUGGGUGCCCUAUCUGGUCUGAGAGUUCUUUUGUUGACAAGAAACCAUUUAAGUGGUACAAUUCCAAAUCAUUUGUGUCAAUUGGAAUGGAUGCAUUUAAUGGAUCUUUCCCACAAUAGCUUGUCAGGAUCAAUACCCAGAUGCUUCAUUAACAUUACAUACGAGAGGAUGACAAAGAUGAGAUCUUUAUCUGAAACUGAAGUCAUUGAUGGGUUUCAGUUUUUUCUUGAUUCUUUGAGUGUUGGUACUGGAAUUGUUGAUUCUGAACUUGUUGCUUAUGCAAAAGAUCAGAUAGAAUUUGUGACAAAAAGUUGGUCUAGGGUAUACAGAGGUGUCAUCCUUGCUUAUAUGUCUGGUAUGGAUCUAUCAUGCAACAAUCUCAUCAAUGAUAUCCCACAUGAAAUAGGAGAUUCAGAUGGACUUCUUGCAUUGAACUUGUCACACAAUCAGCUCUCUGGCUCCAUCCCAAAAACCUUCUCCAACUUAAAGCAAAUUGAAAGCCUUGACCUAUCCUACAAUAAGUUGACAGGAGAAAUCCCUUCAGAAUUUACCACACUCAACACUUUGGAGGUCUUCAUCGUGGCACACAACAACUUAUCUGGUAGGACACCAGAGAUGAAGGGACAAUUUUCAACAUUUGACAACACCAGUUAUGAAGGAAAUCCUUUCCUUUGUGGUCUGCCUUUACCAAAUGCCUGUAACUCAUCCAACGGUGGAGAAUCAACCAGUACAUUUCCAACAGUUUCGAAUGAUAUGGAUAACAAGUAUGACAUUGACAUGAGAGUUUUUGCUGCUAGUUUUACUGGUUCAUAUGUCGUGUGCUUGUUGGCAUUUGCUACUAUUCUCUACAUCAACCCUUAUUGGCGAAGAAUGUUGCUUCAUUUCAUUGAAGAAUGCAUAUACUCAUGUUAUUAUUUUCUCUCUGAUACUUACUAUAAGUUAUGCAUCCAUAUCUACAGAUUUCGUUUGCUUCUUUCGGAAUUAAUUCCUCAUAUAUAA